UUUUAUUCUUUCCUUCGUAAGCUAAAUAUUGAUAACGAUCAUUUUUUCGUUAUGAUUAAAAUAAUUUAUUAUAAACAAUUUGUUAGAAAUAACAUAUCGUUAUAAAGGAUUUCUUUAAAAUUAAGCAAGAUUGCUCCAUGCAGUUUUAUUUAUCUUAUAGGAUGAGUAAAAAAAGUAUGGAAAGUCGAAAAUGGGAAACGAAUUUUCUUCUAGAAAAGGAGCUGAGAUCCUUCUGUUGUACUAUUAAUGGCCAUCGAUCUAUACGACGGAUAUAACACGACCAGUCAGUGAAAAGUUAAGUCGGUAAAAGUAUUGUUAAUAAAAUGAAUGCCUGAAAGUAUAAAGAAAAUUUAUAACAUUGUCGCUAUUUCGUUGAUAAUUCUGCAAUGAUCACUCGACGCGCUUCACGGCAGUUAUAAACGUCCACGUAGAGUGCUACGUAUAUGCGUAUAUUUUUUAAAUAUGAUUCAACAUGUAAUAAUAAAUAAUGAUAUCUGACGUAAUCUCAUGAGAUUGGUCGUUUUACACGAGACACGUUGUAUACAAAUUUACGUUUUCGAAUCAAUUGAAAAUCGAUAGAUCGAAAUGCUUCUGAUGUUUUCGAUAACCUCCUUGAACAUAAUAAUCCUUGAAACGUGUAAUUUCCUUUUCUUAGGGACAUUCCUUCGCGAUAGAAUAAAGAAACCUUAAACAUUUCACGAUGUCCGAUGUCCAAGAAGGGCAAGGUCACGUUUGCGAAUUGCUAAGGUCAUUGGACGAUUGGGAAAAAAUCACUAAUUGGUGGGAAUGCAAGCAAUUAAGGUCCCGAUAUUCAAAUAUCGAUAGACGCACACCAAAAUGUAUGCAAUACAUGGACAAUACGUCAGCAGUAAAUGUUGAAAGAAAAAAAUACGUUCGUCUUAAAUAUCGUUGGAUCAUACAUCCAUUUAGUUAUAUCAAAUUUUUAUGGGAAACUUUAAUGAUAGUCAUUUAUGGAAUAGCCUUUUUUACAAUACCUUUUAUGAUAUCAUUUGUCAUUAUGGACUAUGAGGUAGUACGUUUGGACAAAGUUAAUAUAUUUAUUUAUACGAUAUGCUGGUUGGACAUAAUUGUCACUUGCAUCACCGGUUAUUAUGAUAAGAAAAAUAUGUGCAUAGAAUUGAGACCAUUGAAAAUAAUCAAAAAAUAUUCAAAGGGAUAUCUUCUGGUGGAUAUACUUUCUUCCUUGCCGUACGAUCACAUCACUUUAUCCUGGCGAAAACUGCCAGGGAAUGGUUCUUUUCACGCGAUCACGUUGAUAAAUAUCUUACCCUUGUUAAAACUGACACGUUAUCCAACACUAAAUGAUUAUAUUUAUCAAUAUUUCCUGAUGGAACACUCUUAUUACCAAUUGAUAUCUACAUUUAUGUUAGGAUUUUACUUGAUAAUAUGGUUCUCCUGUCUGUAUUAUCUCUUGCCGGUAUUAACGUUACAUUUUUACAACAUUCCAUUAACGGAAUGCGACGACUGUUGGAUGAUAGGGAUAGAAAAAGAAGGUUUGGUUGUUAGAUUCCAGCAUGCUUUCUUUAUAGUAUUGGAAAAUCUUUUAGCUAGCGGCUACGGUGUCUUCCCUCCGAAAGCCGACAUUCAUGUCAUAUUAAAUACCGUACUGAUGAUAUUGGGCAGAUUCGUCGAGUGUUACAUUAUAAUUAUGUUUCUACACAUAAAGGAAAACAGCAAAGCAGCGGAAAAUAAAUAUAAUGAGAUAAUUAAUCAGAUAGGGGCAUACGCGAAACAAAAACAAUUGCCGUUGCAAAUAAAAAAUCGGAUUUUCGAGUACUACAAUCAUCGCUUUAAGAAUAGCUUUUUUCGUGAACAAAAUAUUCUAAACAAUCUUUCAGAACAAUUACGAGAUGAAAUCGCUAUGUAUUCUUGUCAACGGUUGGUCGAAAAUGUGGAACUCUUUAAAAAUAUACCUCAGGACGUUUUAAAGUCUAUCGUUAAAAGUUUGAAAUUUGAGUUGUACUUGCAAAAUGACAUUAUUAUAAGGGCCGGCACACUGGGGAAUUGUAUGUUUUUUUUGUCCGCUGGAACUAUCGCCAUUUUGACGGCAACUGGACAAGAGAUAUGCCGUCUGAAUGAUGGCGCUCAUUUUGGAGAAAUAGCACUUUUAGCGCCUGAUCAGAAACGGGUCGCGUCUGUGAUUGCUGUAGAAGUUUGCGAAGUUUAUCGUCUUGAUAGGAAGGACUUUCGAAAAUGCGUUGCCGUUUACUCUGAAUUAUUUUCCAUGAUCGAACGUAUAGCUAUUGAAAGAAUAGAGAAGACUAUGGUAACAGAGGAACAUCAUAAAAGAUUUAUAAUGCAUUCAAGCCUUAUGUGCGAUAGCACAAGAAAGAAAACAAGAAAAAAAUCGAGGAAACAAUGAAUUAUCAGUCUGUCAAUACAAUACUCUUUCAUAUUGUAUCAACAGAUAUACAAUAAUAAAAUAAAGUUAAAGCUUCUUUAAAUUGCGCGGCAGUGUCUACCUUCGUUUUUCCUCGCUCGAAAAAUAAGAAAGAAGAUUAUUCGUAUUUUCGUAAAACAAAUGUAUGUGUAUUUAAGGAUAGUAAAAAUUAUUAUCAUUAUCAUUA
Messenger RNA from Vespa crabro (European hornet), 2588 nucleotides. Its product is annotated as potassium/sodium hyperpolarization-activated cyclic nucleotide-gated channel 1-like. The record is from RefSeq and is a predicted model, not a curated record. Lineage: Eukaryota; Metazoa; Arthropoda; Insecta; Hymenoptera; Vespidae. Bases 701 to 2383 code for a protein of 560 amino acids. The transcript is spliced from 7 exons.